Molecule: messenger RNA, 5933 nt
Organism: Lotus japonicus
Lineage: Eukaryota; Viridiplantae; Streptophyta; Magnoliopsida; Fabales; Fabaceae
Product: eukaryotic translation initiation factor 4G-like
Exons: 11
Coding region: 369-5546 (1725 amino acids)
Cellular component (GO): eukaryotic translation initiation factor 4F complex
Molecular function (GO): translation initiation factor activity; protein binding; mRNA binding
Source: RefSeq, a predicted model, not a curated record
CAAAAACAAAAAAUUAAGUGGUGAUUUAUUAAAUAAAAUAAAAGUUGCAUAGUUUUUUUUCUCUCCCCCUUUUCUUCGUCUUUCUUAUCUCACAGAGUCACAGUGUCAGCUCCAUUCAACCAAACCCUAAUUUCACUCCACUCUUCAGGUGCCGCUUCACUCUGUUCCCAAAUUCCUGUUUCCAAUUUCCAUUUCUCUCUGCCGGAGCAACCGGUUUUGAUCCACCGCGUGCGAUGAUUGCGACGGCGUCGCCGAUCUGCGUGUUUGGUUGCCGGGAAAAUUGAAAAAAGCAAAUUCGAUUUCUCUCUAGUUUUUUUUUUCUGUUCAAUUUUUCGUGUUUUUGUGAGGGAAUCAACGCACUUGGAUAUAUGUCCUUCAAUCAUUCAAAGUCCGACAGGAACGACCCCGCCGCUUACCGAAAAACUGGGCGAUCCACGAGCUUCAAUCAGCAGAGAGGUUCAUCAGGUGCCCAUGGAAGAGGUGGCGGUGGCGGCGGUGGUGGUGGUGGAUACGCGCCGGCGAGCACCUCUGCUUCAUCACUCUCGUCAUCCCGGAGUUUUAACAAGAAGUCUAAUAAUGCACAAGGUGGGCAACCUAGGGUAAACCCUUCCCCAGUGAACUCAACAGAGUUUAAUUAUGCUUCUGCUGCUCGGAUCACAUCUAAUGGUACUCAUGUACAGCCGCAAGUACAUGGAGCAUCUGAUGGGCCAGUUACGAAGUCGUCUGAAUCAUCAGCUGCACAGAGAAGUUCUAGAGUUGUUUCUAAAGCUCCAACUUCUCAAAAGUCCUCCAUGAGCUCUGAUACAGCUGCUCCUCCUAGCCCUGCUAAGGGAGGAGAUGCAUCUAAUGUGUUCUCUUUUCAAUUUGGAUCAAUUAGUGCUGGUGUUACGAAUGGGAUGGCAAUUCCUGCUCGUACAAACUCAGCUCCUCCCAAUUUAGAUGAGCAAAAGCGUGAUCAAGCUCGUCAUGAGUCUUAUAGAUCUGCGGUUUCAGCGCCAGUACCUCCUGUUCCAAGGCAGCAGCAACCAUCUAGGAAAGAUGCAGGUUUCACUGAACAAUCUAAUGCAGGGGAGCCUUAUAUGGGGACAAAAUUUAAACAGGAUCCUCAGGUGUCAGCUUUGACCCCAUUAAACCAGAUGCAGAAGCUUUCUGUUCCUGCCUCUGGGAUUUCAAUGGUGGCGUUGCCAUAUCACCAGUCACAGGCAUCUUUACAGUUUGGUGGUCCUAAUCCACAGAUUCCAUCUCAGAGUUUGUCAACAGCAUCCCUUCAGAUGCCCAUACCUAUGCCUUUACCAAUUGGAAAUGCUGCACAAGUGCAACCUCAAGUUUUUGUUCAAGGCCUUCAGCCUCAUCCGAUGCAUCCUCAGGGGAUUAUGCAUCAAAGCCAAAACAUGAGUUUCAUUCCCCAUCCGUUGUCCCAUCAAUUAGGCAACAUGGGCAUUGGCAUGGGUCACCAAUAUUCCCAGCCUCAAGGAGGAAAAUUUACUGGUCCUCGAAAACCUACUCCUGUGAAGAUAACUCAUCCUGAUACGCAUCAAGAGCUGAAGCUUGAAAAACGGGAAGAUGCUUAUUCAGAUGGUGGAUCAUCUGGGGCUAGGUCACAUCCUAAUGUACCUUCUCAAUCCCAACCUGUUAAAUCUUUCUCUGCUUCUCAUCCUAUCAACUAUUAUUCACCCAGCUCAUACAAUCCCAGUUCUCUCUACUAUCCACCUUCUAGUUCUCUUCCAAUGACCAAUAGCCUGAUAACUACUAAUUCUCAGCCACCAAUAUUUAACUCUCCUGUGAGUCAUGCUCCACAAAAUGUCGGUUUCAUGAAUUCCCCAUCACUUAGCUCCGUAUCUGUUAGUAAAGCUAACACCCCAAUUCCUGGCAUUGUCGAACCAACUAAUGUAGAAUUUUCCCGUGAUGUGCCUAAUAUGUCAGGGGUUGCUUCUGUGACUAUUAAAUCAAGUGUUGUGUCUUCUGUUGUAGACUCGUCAUCGGCCAAUACCAGUGUUUCUGAUGUUCAAAAUAGUGAACCUCCUGGUUCAUCAUUAAAUUGUGAUGCUGGCUCCACUUUGCCACAGAAAGAGUGUGAAAUUUUGGAUACCUCUCCACAACAAUCCAAGUAUUCCAGUGACUCUUCUGUUUCGGGUUCAUUGCCAAAACAAUCCGUGGCAUCUGUUGCUGUAACUACUGUCACUCCCUCGGUGCUUCAUACAUCUGACGUGAGUGAGGAUUCUAUCUCAGGUGUGUCUAACGAACAGAAAAGAGAAUCUCUUAGCAGGUCUAACUCCUUAAAGGAUAAUCAGAAGAAACCAGGGAAAAAAGGGCAAUCUUCACAACAUCAGGUUUCUGUGCAAUCUCCUGCAGUGGAUAGUGUGCCUUCUCAAGCUGUUGACAGUGGUAUAUCUGAUACUGGAGUUUCUGAAUCUGUCGGAACUAAAACAAAUGAUUAUGUGGGAAUUCCCGAAGAUUCUCCUAUAUCUGAGACAUUAUCUGGUAGCAUUUCUGGUGCUAUUGAAACGAAGACCAAUGGGUCUGGAGAAGCUUCUGCUUGUGUUUCAAGUGAAGGAUCUGAUUCUGGUGCUCUAGCUUCUGGUAGUUUGAACAAUCAUAUGCAUGAUAAGAUAGAUGAAUCAUCCGAAGAUCUGCAGUGUGCUGAUCUUCCUGAAAAGACUUUAAUGGAUGUCAAUGAUGGUUCAGAGAAUUCUGGUGGUGACUCAAUGUCUCUUUCGGUGUCAGGUUCAAAGGAUACAACAAAUUUAGAAGCAAAUAGGGGGAAAACUACUACUAAAGGGAAGAAAAAAAGAAGAGAGAUUCUUCAGAAAGCAGAUGCUGCUGGGUCAACUUCUGAUCUUUAUAAUGCGUACAAGGGACCUGAGGAAAAGAAAGAAGCUGUCUUAAUUUCACAGAGCACAGAAGGUGCUUCUAUUUCUGAAAAUUUGAAGCAAUUUCCAGCAGAAGCUGCUCUGUCAGAUGCAAAAGCAAGUGAGAAGAAUAAUCACAUUAAAGCUGAACCUGAUGACUGGGAGGAUGCUGCUGACAUGUCUACACCGAAGCUGAAAGUUGAUGAAGAACCUCCUCCAGUUAAUGAUGGUACAGCCAAAAAGUACUCUCGCGACUUCCUCUUGAAAUUUGCUGAGCAAUGCCUGGACCUUCCUGAAGGUUUUGAAAUCACAGCAGACAUAGCUGAGGCUUUGGUGAGUGCUAAUAGGAAUAGUUUCCAUGUAAUUGAGCGUGAUUCCCAUCCUAGUCCUGGAAGAAUUGUAGAUAGGCCAGGUGGGAUGUCUCGGAUGGAACGUCGUGGGAAUGUUGCGACUGAGGACGACAGAUGGAGCAAAGUUUCUAAUGCUUUUCAUUCUGGACGUGGUUUGGAUGGAAGUGGAGGUAAUGCAGGAUUUCGGUCUGGCCAAGGAGGGGGUGUUUUAGGUAAUCCUCGUGCACAGGCAUCCAUGCAAUAUGCUGGGGGUGUCCUUUCAUCAAUGCAAUAUGCUGGGGGUGUCCUUUCUGGGCCAAUGCAAUCUGCGGGAAAUCAGGGUGGAAUGCAAAGAAAUAACUCUGAUGGGGAAAGGUGGCAGCGUGCUCCUAGCUUCCAGCAUAGGGGUUUAAUUCCUUCUCCUACUUCUCAAACUCCCUUGCAGUUGAUGCAUAAAGCCGAGAAGAAAUAUGAAGUUGGUAAAGUCUCAGACACAGAAGAGGUGAAGCAGAGGCAGUUGAAAGGUAUCUUGAACAAACUAACUCCCCAGAAUUUUGACCGACUCUUUGAACAGGUGAAAGCAGUUAAUAUUGACAAUGCAGUCACUCUCACUGGUGUCAUCUCACAAAUCUUUGAGAAGGCUCUGAUGGAGCCUACCUUCUGUGAAAUGUAUGCCAACUUCUGUUCACAUCUGGCUUCUGAGUUGCCUGAUUUUAGUGAGAACAAUGAAAAAAUAACUUUUAAAAGGUUAUUGUUAAACAAGUGCCAGGAAGAAUUUGAGAGAGGUGAAAGAGAACAAGAAGAAGCAAAUAAGGUUGAGGAGGGUGGCGUCAAGCAGUCUGAUGAAGAAAGAGAAGCAAAACGAGUAAAGGCAAGAAGGCGCAUGUUAGGUAACAUCAGAUUGAUUGGAGAACUAUAUAAGAAGAGAAUGUUGACAGAGAGAAUUAUGCAUGAGUGUAUCAAGAAGUUACUGGGUCAGUAUCAGGAUCCUGAUGAGGAAGAUGUUGAAGCUUUGUGCAAGCUGAUGAGUACUAUUGGGGAGAUGAUUGACCAUCCGAAAGCCAAGGAACAUAUGGAUGCAUACUUCGAAAGGAUGAAAAUAUUUUCAAACAACAUGAAUUUAUCUUCUAGGGUGAGGUUUAUGUUGAAGGAUGCCAUUGAUUUGAGGAAGAAUAAAUGGCAACAAAGGAGGAAAGUUGAAGGUCCAAAGAAGAUUGAGGAGGUACAUAGAGACGCUGCACAAGAGAGGCAUGCUCAAGCUGGUAGGCUGGGUCGUGGUGCGGGCAAUAUUCAGUCAACAAGAAGGAACCCUGUGGAUUAUAGUCCAAGAGGAUCAUCUAUGUUGCCUUCUCCUAAUGCACAGAUGGGGGGACUCCGUGGGCUGCCUACUCAAGCUCGGGGAUAUGGUUUUCAGGAUGCCCGUUUUGAGGAAAGACAAUCUCAUGAGGCUAGGACAUUGCCAGUCUUACCACAAAGACCCUCAGGUGAUGAUUCUAUGAUCUUCGGACCCAAAGGUGGUCUUGCUAAGGGAAUGUCCAGAGGAUCAACUGCUAUUUCUAAUUUGCCAACAUCUGAUGUGCAUUCUGGCUCUGGAGACUCGCAUAGAACAAGUACUGGUCUCAAUGGUCCUAAUAAUUUAUCAGAGCGCUCUGCAUAUAGCUCAAGUUUGGAUCUUGCGUCAAGAGACGGGAGAAAUGCUGAUCGGAAUCUUGACAGACCUGUUGCAAUUUCACCUCCUGCUCAAUUGCAAGGGACAUUAGUCUCGCAGAAUGCUUCAGAUUCUGAGGCAUUUCCAGAACGACUGCAGGACUUGUCCUUGUCUGCAAUCAGAGAAUACUACAGUGCUAGAGACGUGGAUGAAGUUGCUCUAUGUGUCAAAGAUUUGAAUUCUCCAAGCUUUCAUCCUUCAAUGGUUUCUCUCUGGGUCAUAGACUCCUUUGAGAGAAAGGACACGGAACGAGAUCUUUUGGCAAAACUGCUUGUCAACCUUGUGAAAUCUCAGAAUGGCACCUUGAAUCAAGCUCAACUUGUCAAAGGGUUUGAAUCUGCUCUCCGUACAUUGGAGGAUGCUGUUAAUGAUGCCCCGAAAGCACCAGAGUUUCUUGGCCGAAUUUUCGCCAAAGUGAUAACAGAGAGUGUAGUCUCUUUGAAUGAGAUUGGGCAGUUAAUACAUGAUGGUGGAGAGGAGCCAGAAAGUCUCUUACAAGUUGGACUUGCAGCUGAUGUUCUUGGAAGCACCUUGGAGGCUAUAAGAUUAGAGAAAGGGGACGCGGUUCUAAGUGAGAUCCGUACAAGCUCUAACUUGCAGCUGGAGACUUUCCGGCCACCGAAACCUAUUACAUCGAGGAAGUUGGAGGCAUUUAUUUAGAUGUUAGUGAUGCUCAUGGUAGGCUUUUUACAGAUACAUGGGGAAAUUUUAAUUUGCCAGGUGCUUUGAGGGUACUCAAUUCGCAGGGAUGAUUUUUCUCCGUGAGAUGGGUGGGUAGAAUUUAAUGUAUGGAAUAUCUGUCUUAAUAUUAUUUCUCUGGCAUCUUCUCUGCAAUUGUAAAAGGUUCACUUUGAGCAUUAGAAGUUUCAGGCUGCUAUUUUAUGUCCUCUUUGUAGAUAUCAAAGGUCUCUAUGAGCAUUGAGAAUCUUGAUAAUCUUCUAUCUCGUUUAUAAUUGCGCAUAAUGGUGAAAAAUUUGAAAUGCCAAGUUACUUGGUCUUGUGUUUAUUCGAACGUUAUUAUAUUGAGGGCAUUCAUUUGAACUUUGA